This is a messenger RNA of Bufo gargarizans (Asiatic toad), 1356 nucleotides long. RefSeq names its product trafficking protein particle complex subunit 2 (gene TRAPPC2). The transcript has 5 exons. Bases 123 to 545 code for a protein of 140 amino acids. The record is from RefSeq and is a predicted model, not a curated record. NCBI's taxonomy places the organism in Eukaryota, Metazoa, Chordata, Amphibia, Anura, Bufonidae. Gene Ontology annotation, biological process: endoplasmic reticulum to Golgi vesicle-mediated transport. Gene Ontology annotation, cellular component: nucleus; TRAPP complex; cytoplasm.
CGGAAAUGCAGACGCCUGGCAGUAUGACGCUGAGACGGUGACAGGCUGGCCGGUUUGCGGAUGUGAAUCUUUGAGACUAGUCUCUAAUUACCCGGGCGGAGGUGUCUGUUGCUCUGAGGACCAUGUCUGGCAGCUUCUAUUUUGUGAUUGUGGGACAUCAUGACAAUCCAGUGUUUGAGAUGGAAUUUCUGCCUCCAGGAAGAACAGAAUCCAAGGACGAUCAUCGCCAUCUGAACCAGUUUAUCGCACAUGCUGCACUGGACCUUGUGGAUGAGAACAUGUGGCUGUCCAACAACAUGUACCUCAAGACGGUGGACAAGUUCAAUGAGUGGUUUGUCUCUGCAUUUGUGACCGCUGGACAUAUGAGAUUUAUUAUGCUGCAUGAUGUGCGACAAGAAGAUGGAAUUAAAAACUUCUUCAAUGAAGCCUAUGACCUGUACAUUAAGUUUGCCCUGAAUCCAUUUUAUGAAUCUAAUACUCCAAUACGAUCCACUGCGUUUGACCGUAAAAUACAGUUCCUUGGCAAGAAGCAUUUACUGAGCUGAAUGAAAGGGGAUAUGCUGGAGCAAGAGCGUCUGAUCUCGCGAAUGUUACAGCCUGUGGUGGGUGGAAAGUCUUUCCUCAGGAUAGGUCCUCAAUAUCAGCUCUUCGGGGGGCAGACUGCCGGCACCGCCACCGAUCAUCUAUUUGCACAGCACUGUCCGUUUGAUAUUACAGCUUGGCCUCUUUCACUUGAAUGGGACUGAGCUGUGCCCACCAGAGGGCUGUGACCUCUCCAAAUAGCCAAUUGGCAGGGGUCCUGGGUGUCAUACCCUCGCUAAUCUGAUAUUGAUCCUGAGGAUAGGUGAUAAAUAUCAGAAAACCCUUUUAAGAGGACUUUUAUCACUGGGGAAAUCGGCCUAUUUACUGUUACUUCCAGCGCUCAAUAUGCAAAGGUGGUUGUGUUUUAGUCUAGGAGGUGGUCCCUGGGUGGGGGGGAGGGGAUCUUCAUUGAUGUGAUUGACUGCAUCGAUUGGAAAGUGUCAAAGCAGUGACUAUCACCUCCUUGGAUAAACAGAGCCAUCUUUUGCAUUUCAGGCCAAGUAACUACUGCCCCUGAGAAUUUAGGAAACGGGGCUGGUGAUUACUGAAGGGAGCAGUACAGAUUGAGGGAGGUCGGUCUUUGCUGGAUUACUGGAUGUAGAUAUGAAUUGAUUAAAGCCAUGUAUAUAAUCCAUCAUUAGAGACCCGUGUCAGUAUUGUAACUGUCAUUUGUAGAUGGGUCCUGUGAUCAGUUAUUUAUCUUCCUUCUGUAGGAAUUGUUGGUGAACAUACAGAAGAGAUUGCUAUAAAAUCGUCAGAACGUCUUACAGACAA